Messenger RNA from Macrosiphum euphorbiae (potato aphid), 2337 nucleotides. NCBI's taxonomy places the organism in Eukaryota, Metazoa, Arthropoda, Insecta, Hemiptera, Aphididae. The record is from the annotation of a GenBank genome assembly.
AUGGAUACCGAAAUCAUCGUACAGGACCUCGAACUACGGUCAUUGAUCGGAUUCGACGGUAAUCCACUGAACGGCCUUAUACUGCACCCGGAUGGCGUUCAUCUAGUUUACCCGCUCGGCACCAAUAUCGCGGCGUAUAAUUGGCGCACGAAGGCUCAGCGGUUCUUCGAGGGACAUACGAACGUGAUAUCGGCCGUGACAGUGUCAUCUUCUGGCCAGUACGUGGGUUCCGGUCAGGUGAACUACAUGGGGUUCCGGUCACCGAUAAUCGUGUGGCAAUUCGACACCGGUCAGCUGGUCGCGAAAUACGAGUCACACAAGGUGCGUGUCGAGUCCGUCGCGUUUUCGAGCUGCGAGAACUUUCUGAUAUCGCUAGGCGGCGUCGAUGACGGUUCGGUGAUCGUUUAUGACAUUGGUAAGCGGGAGGUACUGUGCGGGUCUUCGUCCGUCAAGUCGACCGCCGGCUCGGCGACGGUGCUCCAGCCAGUGCAUACGCGUGGCGAGUGUUUCGUCGUUGCCGGCGACAAUAUACUCCGGCUGUGGACGCUCAACAGAGAACAGCGGAACAUCCAGGGGCUAGACGGUUCGUUCGCCAAGAUCAAGCGCAAGAUUUUGUGCACCGUUGUCGACCGGCUGGACGAGUACGCUUACUGCGGAACCAGCACGGGUGAUGUGAUGAAAAUCAAAUUGAACUUCUCGUCCGACACGGCCGUGGUGGCUCCCACCAACGCACCGACACUGGUCGGGUGCUUUGCCAAGUACCCGCCGGCUGGCAAAAACAAGCGUGGCACCUCUGCCGCUGCUGCCGUGGAACUGUAUAGCAAAGGCAUCACGGCGUUGUACCUGGUCGCGGACGGCACUAUGUUGGUAGGAUCCGGGGACGGCGUCGUUGAGCUGGUAAAGCAGAAGGCCCGCGACAGCGGCCGGGGCACGUGUAGCAAGCCGGACAGCACUCGACUGGCAACGCCCACCCGUCCACUGUUGGUGGCCGUGAAGUCGGCCAACGUCGAUUCGUCCGUGACCAGCAUACAGCUGAUGGCCGACGGCAUCGUUUUGGUGGGCACCGUUAACUGCGAGCUGUUUGCGAUCCGGGCGCACGACUUCGACGUCACCUGCCUGUUCACGUGUCACACGUCCGUAGUGUAUGACCUUGCGUUCCCGCAUGGCUACAGCAAGGUGUUCGCCACUGCCAGCAAACAUGACGUGCGCGUCUGGUCGGUGGACACGCUGCAGGAGCUGCUCCGGAUCACCGUGCGCAACUUCACGUGCUCAGGCGUGCUGUUCUCGUACGAUGGCGCGCAGAUUGUCACGUCGUGGAACGACGGCAACAUCCGGAUAUUUGCACCGGAAACCGGGCGUCUGUUGUACGCCAUCAACAACUGUCACAACAAAGGCGUGUCGGCCAUCGCCAUGUCCAAGGACGGCCGGAAGCUGUUGAGCGGUGGUGGUGAGGGCCAGGUGAGGGUUUGGCAGGUGGACAACCUCAACGGGGCGCUGCAAGCCGUGCUCAAGGAGCACAAGGGUCCGGUGAGCUCGAUCGACGUGCACCAGCUGGGCCAUGAAGCGAUCACGGCCAGCGCGGACGGCACGUGCGUCGUCUGGGACAUUGUCCGGUUUACGCGACUGUCCAUUAUGUUCUCGUCGACGAUAUUCACUAGCGCCAAGUACCAUCCUAACGGCGCCCAACUGCUCACAUGUGGUACCAACAGGUAUAUUGGAUUCUGGGAGGCACUCGACGGGUCGUUGAUACGUGAGAUCGAAGGAUCGUCGGCGUCUGCUCUCAACUCGCUAGACGUUACGCCUAACGGGAAGUAUAUCGUCACCGGCAGUUCAGACCAGAUGGUGAAGGUGUGGCUGUAUAACGAAGGGGUGCCCACACACGUCGGGGUGGGUCACGCGGGAGUAGUGACCAACGUAAAGGUGAGCCCGGAUGGUAGAUUCGUGGUGAGCACGAGCGCGGACGGCGGCAUAUUCUUGUGGCGUUUUCCUCAUGCCGCAGACACCGCACCGCCUGGCAGCCGGUGCAGCGCGAAUAGCGUCGGCGGUGGCGGUGCAGGCAGUCUACGAGAACAGCAGACAGACCGUUCGAGGCAGCUCUCGCUGAAGAAAACGCUGCCGGCCAGGAAAGAGAAUAUCAAAGUUAUAUCCAACGUGCAAAAGGUACGGACGGCCACGGACUGCAGUCGACCGACUGCGGCAUCGACGGUGGGCGGUGACGGGAACGCCACCGAAACGGCCGUCGACGGAUCGGUAAAAUGUCUGUGCCGGCGUGGGUCGACUUGCGUUUGCUGCGACCACAGUGCAGGAGGCCGAAAGACCAAACCGUUCGUACAUUGA